This is a messenger RNA of Suillus subalutaceus, 429 nucleotides long. RefSeq lists its product as uncharacterized. The coding region runs from base 1 to 429 and encodes 142 amino acids. The record is from RefSeq and is a predicted model, not a curated record. The transcript has a single exon. NCBI's taxonomy places the organism in Eukaryota, Fungi, Basidiomycota, Agaricomycetes, Boletales, Suillaceae.
AUGCCUAGCGCCAGUAUGAUUGUCACAGUGGGCCGAGUUUUCCGACAUCCAACUCAGCUUCAAUGCCACGGUGGAUGUGGUAAACAGUCUUGCCAACAUGGUGGAGAAAUUCAGGCAGGAACGCUUGGUCCUGAUCCAUCUUUCCCACCACCAGCGAUGGGCCCAACCAGUGGUUCCACAGCCACAGCAAUGGGCAUCAAAUACUUGACCGGUGUGUUCGGCCCUUCGGUUGCUCCCAAUGCUAAUUCUGUCGCUGUCGGUCAACCCUCAGCAUCUCGCCCAUUCAGUCGUCCUGAUGUGCAAGGCAGCACAUUUUCCAGUGGGCAACCAUCAUCUGAGUCAGUGCAGGCUAGUCCUUCAUCUGCUCCUGCCAUCCAAUGUGAUUUUAGUGUUUCAUGCCCUGCUUCUACUACUUCCUCCCUCCCUUGA